Molecule: messenger RNA, 2635 nt
Organism: Oreochromis aureus
Lineage: Eukaryota; Metazoa; Chordata; Actinopteri; Cichliformes; Cichlidae
Product: breast cancer metastasis-suppressor 1-like protein-A
Exons: 10
Coding region: 139-1113 (324 amino acids)
Biological process (GO): negative regulation of transcription by RNA polymerase II
Cellular component (GO): Sin3-type complex
Molecular function (GO): histone deacetylase binding
Source: RefSeq, a predicted model, not a curated record
CAUGUUUGUAUUUCCAGCUGGUAGAUGCGGGCUAGCUAGCCGGUUAGCUACCUCCGCUGCAUUUGGCUCUUUCUUCGGGGUGAAACAUUAAAGAAGGGCCGUGCCACCCCGUUAACACCGGCUUAUCUGACAGUCGCGAUGCCGGUCCACUCGCGGGAGAAGAAAGAAAGCAACCACGAAGAAAUGGAGGUGGACUUUCCCGAGCAAGACGGCAGCACCACAGACGAGGAGGACACCGUGAGCUCGUCCGUGUCUGAAGAUGGAGACAGCUCGGAGAUGGACGAUGAAGACUGUGAGAGGAGGAGGAUGGAGUGCCUGGAUGAGAUGACCACACUGGAGAAGCAGUUCACUGACCUGAAGGAACAGUUGUAUAAGGAGCGUUUGAGCCAGGUGGACAUCAAACUCCAGGAGGUCAUGGCCGGUUGUGCCCAAGAGUAUCUGGAACCUUUAGCCAACCUGCAGGAGAACAUGCAGAUCAGGACCAAAGUGGCUGGGAUCUACAGGGAGCUGUGCUUGGAGUCAGUAAAGAACAAAUACGAGUGUGAGAUCCAAGCAGCGUGCCAGCACUGGGAGAGUGAAAAGUUGCUGCUGUUUGAUACUGUGCAGAGUGAGUUGGAGGAAAAGAUAAGAAGACUGGAGGAAGACAGGCACAGUAUCGACAUUACCUCAGAGUUGUGGAAUGAUGGAUUGCACUCACGGAAGAACAAGAAAAAGGACCCGUUCUGCCCGGUCAAGAAGAAGAAGCCCGUUGUUGUUUCUGGGCCUUAUAUUGUUUACAUGCUGCAAGACCUGGAUAUCCUUGAAGACUGGACUGCAAUAAGAAAGGCAAUGGCAUCACUGGGGCCCCACAGGGUGAAGGUGGAUGUGCCUGCAGUAAAGCCUGACAGACAUCACCACGUGGCACGCUCUGAGGACGGUCGACUUUUCUAUGACAACCAGUGGUACUCCAGGGGACAGGCCAUCUGUAUCAACAGGAAGGACGAGUACCCAACUAGUGCCAUCAUCACCACCAUCAACAAUGAUGAGGUGUGGUUCAAACGACUGGAUGGCACCAAGUCAAAGCUGUACAUCUCCCAGCUGCAGAAAGGCAAAUACACAAUCAAACACUCGUAAAUGAAAAACACACGGCCACAUACAAAAACCAUCAUCUCUGCUGCGUUUGUCUUUCUCAGUGUCCUUUUCCAUGUGGUAUUUUUGUACAUUUUACUACUACGACACACACACAUCUCAUUUCACUCCCUCUGUGCACAAGUUACAAACACAUAAACUGACCCUUCUGCUAUAAGGAGACGAUCUUCUCUGUAAAUAUGUAUCUUAUCGACAAGGUCACAAAGUGUCAUUUUCUCUGGAACGGAGAUCAAUGCAAAGUGCUGCUAAACAGAAAGGUGAAGAACCAGAGCAUUAGCAAACUGUGAACCACAGAGCUCAGUCGCGUGCCUUUCUGAGACUAGACAAUGCCUCGGCUGAUGGAGGGGUUUGGGGGGGGGGGCGGAGACAGAAAGUCCUGAACAAUAUCAACGCAGUGAAGCCAUACUCUGUACUGGGUUAGCACCAGGAGCAGGGGAAGUGAAGCGGGUUAGCGAACGUGUGAGUGAGAAACACUAACGCCAUCAGCAGUGUGUUUGAUUUGCCUCUCCAGACGCACCAGUUAGACUUGAAUUUCAUGCUCGUACAGAGCCUGAUAGAUCUGUAUUGGAUCCCCAGGGACCCCAGACCAACUUUAAUUUAGUUUAAAAAGUGUAACAGAAUCAAUAUUAAGUGAGUAGUUAUAUUAUGAACACGAUGAGAAUAAAGCACCCCAGAGGAUUUAUUGAAGGGGAGACACUGUACUGAACCAUCUCUUGAUCUUUUAGUGUAAUCUUUUUUUUCCAGCGCUACAUUUUAUUUUUAAGUCCAAACCGAUCAGCAAGGCAAACACGACAGUUUAAGUUUACGAUAAAGGGAGCUGCCCUGUACAUACAGACGUCUGUGUGGUUGUGAUUCUUCUGUCUGCCUCCUGUCAUGUUGCCAUUUGUCUGACUGUGCCUCAAACUUCCAGACUUUAGUUUUAAAAAAGAAAGAAACCUCCACCUCCCAGGUUCGAGCUGCUUUUUUAUGUGCUGGUGGAGUCAGAAAAGACUCGAGUCUGUAAAUCGUAGUGCCAUUUCAUGCAGUUUUUCUGUCGUGUUCCCCAUCCUCCCUUCUUGUCCUUUAUGUCACCCCUCUGUCCUUAUUCCACUGUGUCUUCUUCUUUGGUGUAAGUAAAAAACAGUUUCUCAGCAUUGAUGUAUUUGAUGUGAUUUUCUUUUUUAUGCAUGUGUACGAUCCAUCCAAUCAGACGUCCCUUCGUACGUGUAAGUUAGGUUCGAUUAACUGAAGGAGAUCCUGCUUUGCAUUGCGUUUACCGUGCUCUUUGUUUUUUAUCUUUGCAAACAUGUUUUUAAAUGAUGACUUGCCAACAGUAUUGUAAAGAGAGGUGCUUGCAACAUUUAUAAAGGAGGGGAAAAGUAUGCGUAGUCUUGGCGCAUCAGUGGACAUGUUUUUCAUUUGUUUGUUUGUUUUAACCUUUUUAUGCAUCACGGUUCUUUUUUUUCACAUUACAGGUAAAAAAAUAAAUAAAUAAAAUGUGACAUUGUGCCAAUGCAUGUACAACUGA